AUGGCACGCCGACCUAUUGUUGGUGGAAACUGGAAGUGCAAUCCGGACAGCAUGAGCAAGCUGGACGGGCUCGUGGAGAACAUGAACUCGUGCGACAUCAGCAAGUGCGAUGUGUACGUUUGCCCUUCCCCACUUCAUGUGGCAUACGUGUGCUCCAAGGUGAAGGAGGGCAUCAGCGUCUGCCCACAGAACUGCAACUUCAAGGGCUGCGGUGCCUACACGGGCGAGAUGGCUGUUGAGCAGAUGAAGGACCUGAAGAUGGAGUGGGUUCUCAUUGGCCAUUCGGAGCGCCGCGAGUACUUCAAGGAGUCCAACGAGCUGCUUGCUGAGAAGAUGAAGAUGAUCCUGGAUUCUGGGCUGAAGUGCAUCUACGCCAUCGGUGAGAAGCUUCCGGAGCGUGAGAAGGGCCUGGAGUCCACCAUGGCUGUUUGCAUUGAGCAGCUGCAGAUGGUCAAGGGCCUGCUGGACCCAACCAAGGUUGUGAUCGCCUACGAGCCGGUCUGGGCAAUUGGCACUGGCGUGACUGCGACUGCUGAGCAGGCACAGGAGACCCACGCUGAGAUCCGCAAGUGGAUCGCUGCCAACGUCAGCGAGGAGUGCGCCGCGGGCAUUCGCAUCCAGUACGGCGGCUCCGCCAACGCCAAGAAUGCGCCCGAACUCUCCGCUUGCCCGGACAUCGAUGGCUUCCUGGUCGGUGGCGCCUCUUUGCACCCUGGUUGCAAUUCACUCACGCAGUAA
This is a messenger RNA of Symbiodinium pilosum, 738 nucleotides long. NCBI's taxonomy places the organism in Eukaryota, Dinophyceae, Suessiales, Symbiodiniaceae. The record is from the annotation of a GenBank genome assembly.